ACAUCAUGUUCCAAAAGUGACUCAAAGCAGAGAAUAAAAGAGAACAAAGGAGAAUUAGAGAAACAAGCAGAGGCAAGAACACCGCCAGCCUGCAGAACAAGAGUUGGGGAGAGAGAAACUAAGCGGAGGGAAGGGGGAGCUUCCAAUGGCUGGGAUCGCAGCUUCCAUCUCUUGGCUGGGGAGCCAACUCUCCUCCAGCCACAACAACCUCCCAGCUCUGGCCUUGUCUCUCAUACUGCUUGCUCUGCUGCUUGAUUAUGUCAAGUGGAGGAGGAGAAGCAGCCGCUGGCCACCAGGACCCACCCCUCUGCCUUUCAUUGGGAACUUGCUGCUGCUGGAUUUAAAGAACCCACAUAAAUCUGUUCAAGAUCUGGAAAAAAAGUUUGGACCAGCCAUCUUUCUGCAGGUUGGAUGGAGAAAUAUGGUCAUCCUGAGUGGGUUCAAGACAAUAAAGGAGGCCCUGGGACGAAACCCUGAGAACUUUGUUGACCGAGCACCAGUUCCACUGCUGAAUCUAAUAAACCACGGGAAGAAUUGUGAAGGAAUAACAGUAGCAACAUGCGACAAUGGCUGGAGGGAGCAGAGGCGAUUCAUUGUCUCCCUCCUCAAUAACUUUGUGAGGGGGAAGCCAACGCUUGAAGAAAGAGUGUCUGAAGAAGCUGGAUACUUGUGCUCUGAGUUCAAAUCCAAAGAAGGUUCUCCUUUUGAUCCACAAAUCCUCAUCUACAGGGCUGUUAAUAAUAUAAUCUGCACCCUAACACUUGGUGACCGCUUUGAAUACAGUGAUGAGAAAUUCCUGAAUAUAAUGCAUCUGACUGAGGAGAUCUUGAAGGAAGUAACCAGAAAUUUGCCCCAGCUUAUUGUUGCGGGAUCCUGGUUUUCCUGUUUUCCUGGACCUCAUCGUAAACUGCAGAAACACUAUGAAGAAGUUAGCACUACCCUAAGAGAGAUUGUGAAUGAACAUAAGAAAACAAGAGAUCCCACCUUUCCAAGAGAUUUGAUUGAUGCAUUUCUGGAUGAGAUGGAUAAGGCUAAAGGGAAACCAGAGAACAGUUUUAAUGAACGAAACCUUAUCAAUAUCAUAUUUGAGUUGUUUGGGGCUGCUAGUGACACAAUUUCUUCCACCUUGCUCUAUGGACUGUUGAACAUAGUCGAUCAUCCUGAGGUUCAGAAAAGGGUCCAAGAAGAAAUUGAUGAAGAGAUUGGCAGGGUACGAUCACCUGUGAUGGAAGACCAGUUAAAACUGCCUUAUACUUGCGCUGUGUUACAUGAAAUUCAACGUUGUGCUGAUGUUUUACCUGUUGCAGCUCCAUAUAUGACACACACAGAUAUUGAGGUUGGCAAGUUCAUCAUUCCUAAGGAGACUGCCGUCUUUAAUCAUCUGUCCUCUGUGCUAAAGGAUGAGACAAUGUGGGAGAAGCCACAUGACUUUUACCCAGAGCACUUCCUGGAUGCAGAUGGGCAGUUUGUCAAGCGAGAGGCCUUCCUACCUUUCUCUCUAGGUCGUCAUGCUUGCCCUGGAGAACGAUGGGCCAGAAUGGAGCUCUUCCUCUUCUUCACCAGCCUCCUGCAGCAUUUCACCUUUCGCAUUCCUGAGAACUAUCCCAGGCCCAAGACUGAAAGAUUAUUUGCCCUAACAGUUCAUCCAGCCCCAUUCCAGAUUUCUGCCAUUCCUAGAUGAUGUUUCCAAGCAUAGUAUAUCCAGCAGUCUAAGCAUCAGCCUCAAAAGCAACUACAGAGCAGAAACAAGGAGCAGCGGUUUUUAAAAUUAAUAUAAAUAUUUAUGUAUUUCUUAAAAUAGUAUUCAUAAAAAUAUCAGAGCGUUUUACAACAAUCAUAUGUAAAAUCAUUCAAUAAAAUCAUAUAAAAUUUAAAAAUCAGGAAUCAACUAACUACAGUUUAGGAUAUAGAAUGGAAAAACCCAACAAUGGGAAAUGCAGGGAUAUAAAGCAUGAUCUGAGGUGAGGAUAAUAACAGGUAAUAACAACCAGAUGAUAAAUCACCCUUGAAGCUGCUCAUUAGGAACUAUGUAUAAAAGUAGCAUGCCCUGAUGUUAUACAACCAGUCUACCUGUAUGGUACAUUGUAUAUGGCUAAGAAUAUGCUUUUGCAUGCAGACUAUAAGAUUAUUCAGCAUUCAACAAAUAAAAAUAUAGACACACCAA
Messenger RNA from Lacerta agilis (Sand lizard), 2164 nucleotides. RefSeq names its product cytochrome P450 2D14-like. Gene Ontology annotation, molecular function: oxidoreductase activity, acting on paired donors, with incorporation or reduction of molecular oxygen, reduced flavin or flavoprotein as one donor, and incorporation of one atom of oxygen; heme binding; iron ion binding. Gene Ontology annotation, biological process: arachidonate metabolic process; xenobiotic metabolic process. Gene Ontology annotation, cellular component: intracellular membrane-bounded organelle; cytoplasm. The transcript has 9 exons. NCBI's taxonomy places the organism in Eukaryota, Metazoa, Chordata, Lepidosauria, Squamata, Lacertidae. The record is from RefSeq and is a predicted model, not a curated record. The coding region runs from base 146 to 1681 and encodes 511 amino acids.